Molecule: messenger RNA, 1404 nt
Organism: Effrenium voratum
Lineage: Eukaryota; Dinophyceae; Suessiales; Symbiodiniaceae
Source: the annotation of a GenBank genome assembly
UCAGAAUUUGUAGGCUGGCCAAGUGCAUGAGCAGCAUUGCCACACGGCGGACUCCAGUCGACAGCACUUUGUCCAAAGCAGGCAAGAAGGAGUGAUGUCAUAUUCCGACCAGUAUGCCUACAAGCCCGUGCUCACAGGCGAAGCCGCUGCCCUACCUGAUGGCAGCGUGGCUGUUGGUGAGCCCUACGACCCGGAGCCACAUGGAUGCGCCAAGGAGUGCCAAGGCAUAGCCGGAGUGUUAUGCACCUGGAUAAACAUUUUGCUUGUCUUCGUGCCACUCGGGAUUUACAGCCACGUGAUGCAGUGGAGUGCUGCAGCACGCUUCUCCUGCAACUUCGUGGCUAUUGUACCAUUAGCGGCGAUACUAGGCGCCUCUACCGAAUCCCUGGCUGCCCACACGGGACAGAUGAUCGGAGGCUUGCUGAACGCCACCUUCGGAAACGCGGUAGAGAUGAUUGUCACAGUGAAUGCCAUCAAAGCUGGCUUGGUGACGGUGGUGCAAGGGAGCUUGCUAGGUUCAAUCCUCUCCAACAUGCUGUUAGUGCUGGGCAUGUCGUUCUUUGCUGCUGGGAUAGUGGAAAAAGAGAGCCGCUUUAGCGCAAAAGGGGCCUCGGCUAAUAUGACUUGCCUCACCUUGGGCUCGAUUGCGCUCGCAUUGCCCACCAUCUACAACUGCAUGGAGAACACUCCCACGGAGGAUGUGCUCAGCAUUUCCCGCAUCUCCUCUGCCGUCAUUGCGGCAGUCUAUGUACUGUUUCUCAUCUUCCAGCUGCUUACCCAUGCCCACCUCUUCGCCUCUGAGGGCGAGGAAGAUGAGGAGGUUGUGAUGUCGGCGUGCUCAUCAGUGCUUCUCCUCGUUGGGGCCACGGCCACGGUUGCGGUAUGCUCCGAGUUCCUCGUGGAUUCCAUCGAGGGCGUCACAGAGGAGUAUGGCUUGCCAGGAGCGUUCAUUGGCGUAAUCCUAUUGCCAAUUGUCGGCAAUGCUGCCGAGCACGCCACUGCUGUCACGGUUGCAGCCAAAGGCAAAAUGGACCUGGCGCUGGGAGUUGCCGUGGGCUCCUCCACCCAAAUCGCGUUGCUGGUGGUGCCAUUCUCGGUGAUCGUGGGCUGGGUCUUUGAUGUGCCGAUGUCGCUUGACUUCCGGAUCUUUGACACGACAGUCAUGAUCCUGUCAGUCUUUAUCACCCACACGGCGCUGCAAGAUGGCUGUUCAAACUGGUUGGAGGGCUCCAUUCUCAUCGCGAUCUACAUUCUGAUUGCGAUAAUUUGCUGGUACAUCCCAGAUUCGGAUGGAGCAGCUGUGUAGGCGGCAGCCUUUUCCGGAGAGAUGCAAAUGCACUUCUCCCAGACAAUGUGCUGCAGGACCGCUGUGUUUGAAUCGCUCUUGUUCAACCCAAUAGACCC